Pongo pygmaeus (Bornean orangutan) is the source of this 3083-nucleotide messenger RNA. RefSeq names its product minichromosome maintenance complex component 5 (gene MCM5). Gene Ontology annotation, cellular component: MCM complex; nucleus. Bases 184 to 2757 code for a protein of 857 amino acids. The record is from RefSeq and is a predicted model, not a curated record. Gene Ontology annotation, molecular function: single-stranded DNA binding; ATP binding; single-stranded DNA helicase activity. NCBI's taxonomy places the organism in Eukaryota, Metazoa, Chordata, Mammalia, Primates, Hominidae. Gene Ontology annotation, biological process: DNA replication initiation; double-strand break repair via break-induced replication; DNA replication. The transcript has 17 exons.
ACGGGGGGCCGGAGGGCUCAGAACGGUCCAAUCGCUGGCCGCAAGGCUCCGGCGAACCAAUGGGAGCGCAGCGGCUGCGGCGUCCGAACAGCGCCUCUAGUUUUUCCCGCGAAACUGGGCGGCUGAGCGUGGAGGUUCUUGUCUCCCCUGGUUUGUGAAGUGCGGAAAACCAGAGGCGCAGUCAUGUCGGGAUUCGACGAUCCUGGCAUUUUCUACAGCGACAGCUUCGGGGGCGACGCCCAGGCCGACGAGGGGCAGGCCCGCAAAUCGCAGCUGCAGAGGCGCUUCAAGGAGUUCCUGCGGCAGUACCGAGUGGGCACCGACCGCACGGGCUUCACCUUCAAAUACAGGGAUGAACUCAAGCGGCAUUACAACCUGGGGGAGUACUGGAUUGAGGUGGAGAUGGAGGAUCUGGCCAGCUUUGAUGAGGACCUGGCCGACUACUUGUACAAGCAGCCAGCUGAGCACCUGCAGCUGCUGGAGGAAGCUGCCAAGGAGGUAGCUGAUGAGGUGACCCGUCCCCGGCCUUCUGGGGAGGAGGUGCUCCAGGACAUCCAGGUCAUGCUCAAGUCGGAUGCCAGCCCUUCCAGCAUUCGUAGCCUGAAGUCGGACAUGAUGUCACACCUGGUGAAGAUCCCUGGCAUCAUCAUCGCGGCCUCUGCGGUCCGUGCCAAGGCCACCCACAUCUCUAUCCAGUGCCGCAGCUGCCGCAACACCCUCACCAACAUUGCCAUGCGCCCUGGCCUGGAGGGCUAUGCCCUGCCCAGGAAGUGCAACACAGAUCAGGCUGGGCGCCCCAAAUGCCCACUGGACCCGUACUUCAUCAUGCCCGACAAAUGCAAAUGCGUGGACUUCCAGACCCUGAAGCUGCAGGAGCUGCCUGAUGCAGUCCCCCACGGGGAGAUGCCCAGACACAUGCAGCUCUACUGCGACAGGUACCUAUGUGACAAGGUCGUCCCUGGGAACAGGGUUACCAUCAUGGGCAUCUACUCUAUCAAGAAGUUUGGCCUGACUUCCAGCAGGGGCCGUGACAGGGUGGGCGUGGGCAUCCGAAGCUCCUACAUCCGUGUCCUGGGCAUCCAGGUGGACACAGAUGGCUCUGGCCGCAGCUUUGCUGGGGCCGUGAGCCCCCAGGAGGAGGAGGAGUUCCGUCGCCUGGCCGUUCUCCCCAAUGUCUAUGAGGUCAUCUCCAAGAGCAUCGCCCCCUCCAUCUUUGGGGGCACGGACAUGAAGAAGGCCAUUGCCUGUCUGCUCUUUGGGGGCUCCCGAAAGAGGCUCCCUGAUGGACUUACUCGCCGAGGAGACAUCAACCUGCUGAUGCUAGGGGACCCUGGGACAGCCAAGUCCCAGCUUCUGAAGUUUGUGGAGAAGUGUUCUCCCAUUGGGGUAUACACGUCUGGGAAAGGCAGCAGCGCAGCUGGACUGACAGCCUCGGUGAUGAGGGACCCUUCGUCCCGGAAUUUCAUCAUGGAGGGUGGAGCCAUGGUCCUGGCUGAUGGUGGGGUUGUCUGUAUUGACGAGUUUGACAAGAUGCGAGAAGAUGACCGUGUGGCAAUCCACGAAGCCAUGGAGCAGCAGACCAUCUCUAUCGCCAAGGCCGGGAUCACCACCACCCUGAACUCCCGCUGCUCCGUCCUGGCUGCUGCCAACUCAGUGUUCGGCCGCUGGGAUGAGACGAAGGGGGAGGACAACAUCGACUUCAUGCCUACCAUCUUGUCGCGCUUCGACAUGAUCUUCAUCGUCAAGGAUGAGCACAAUGAGGAGAGGGAUGUGAUGCUGGCCAAGCAUGUCAUCACUCUGCACGUGAGCGCACUGACGCAGACACAGGCCGUGGAGGGCGAGAUUGACCUGGCCAAGCUGAAGAAGUUUAUUGCCUACUGCCGAGCGAAGUGUGGCCCCCGGCUGUCAGCAGAGGCUGCAGAGAAACUGAAGAACCGCUACAUCAUCAUGCGGAGUGGAGCCCGUCAGCACGAGAGGGACAGUGACCGCCGCUCCAGCAUCCCUAUCACUGUGCGGCAGCUGGAGGCCAUCGUGCGCAUCGCGGAAGCCCUCAGCAAGAUGAAGCUGCAGCCCUUCGCCACAGAGGCAGAUGUGGAGGAGGCCCUGCGGCUCUUCCAAGUGUCCACAUUGGAUGCUGCCUUGUCUGGUACCCUGUCAGGGGUGGAGGGCUUCACCAGCCAGGAGGACCAGGAGAUGCUGAGCCGCAUCGAGAAGCAGCUCAAGCGCCGCUUUGCCAUUGGCUCCCAGGUGUCUGAGCACAGCAUCAUCAAGGACUUCACCAAGCAGAAUGGGGAUAAUGGAAUCCGCCUCCUGGGACUGUCACGAGAAUUAGAUGAGGGAUUUUGGAAAGAACAUGGCCCACGGUUGAGUUCCGGAGUAGAGAGGCUGCUUCCUCUCUGGGUGACCUUAUUCCACCUCUCUGAACUUGAGUUUCCCAAUCUGCAGAACAGGGGGAAGGAAAACUGCCUCCCGGGACUGCUGGGAUUAAAUGAGAUAGUGCCUAGAAAGCCCUUGCAGGAAGACCCCCUCCAGGGUCACACACCUCUCUCUUUCCCUCCCUUGUCCCUUUCCCUCUCCCCUCCUGGGACAGACUCCAGGGGAGGAAGCGCUGUCUCUAAGUGGGUGAGGACUUGCCCAGACUCGCCCGCCCGACUCCGCCUGGUUUCUACGUUGCCACCCUUUUGUCACCGAAUGGCCACCUUCGGGGUUGGCCCUUUCACUCCCACUGGAAAAUCCAGCCGGGGCCACAGUCACUGACCAGGGACUUCUGAAGACAGGAGGAGCAUCGAAUGAGAAGAUCCAGCCAACAACCUGGUCCCCACGGCAACACGUUGACACUGGUCCUCUCUACCUGAGGCCUCGUCUGGGGCUCCCCAGAUCUUCAGAAGUGGUUCUACUUUUAUGCCCCAUUUGUCAAUGAGGAAAGAGUUAGGAAUCCAGAGAAAAACCCAGGUCCAUCUGACUCCAAGACCAGCGCUCUGUCCGCUCAUGCUUUUCCAUGUCAGAAGGCUGUGUGUGUUGAGGAGGGGUCUACCCACUCCUCCAUCCCCCAAGCCCUCAGGAAAUAAAGAGAGUCCAACACA